AUGGACCCAAAGGCGGGCGGCGGCGAGGAGGAUGACUGCGCGGACUCGGGCGCCGAGACCGGAGGGUCCGACUACAGCCACCUGUCCUCCACCAGCAGUGAGCUCUCGGUGGAGGAGGCACAAGACCCGUUCCUGGUUAGCAUCCACAUCAUCGCGGACCCAGGGGAGUCGCGGCCCCUGCAGGAGGCCAUUGACAAGGUCCUGGCCUGGAUCCACCCGGACCUCCCGCUAUUCCGGGUGUCGGAGCGGCGCUCCAGCGGGCGGCGGCGGAAGUCCCCCAGGGGCACGCAGCCGGCGCUGGCCGUGGUGCUGUUCCUGCAGGAAGAGUACGGCGAGGAGCAGAUCUUGCAGCUGCACCGCACGCUGCGGCGGCCGCCCUGGCGCCACCACCACACGGAGCGCGUGCACGGCAGGUUCCUGCCCUACCUGCCCUGCAGCCAGGACUUCUUCACGCUGGCGCCCGGGACUCCUCUGUGGGCGAUCCGGCCCGUGCACUAUGGCAAGGAGAUCGUGCGCUUCACCAUCUACUGUCGCCACGACAGCUACGCCGACAGCCUGCGCUUCUACGAGCUGAUUCUCCGUCGGAGCCCCAGCCAGAGGAAAACCGACUUCUGCAUCUUCCCCAUCUUCUCCAACCUGGACCUGGACAUCCAGUUCUCCCUGAAAAGGCUACCCUGCGACCAGAACCCGGUCCCCACCGACUCCUCCGUGCUGGAGUUCCGAGUAAAGGACAUGGGUGAGCUGGUGCCCCUCCUGCCCAACCCCUGCAGCCCCAUCAGUGAGGGGCGCUGGCAGACGGAGGACCACGACGGGAACAAGAUUCUUCUGCAGGUGCCAAGGGUACACAGGAAGUUUCCCAAAGCCGGCCGAGCGCACCACUCCUCCGACAAGAAGCCUCGUUCCAGUCCUUCUCCAAGCAUCACUGCCCCGAGCUGUGGCGGCAGCCCGCAGUCCCCGCUCGACUGCCCACUCCCAGGACCCAGCUGGACGCACCUGCCUCCCAUGCACCAGCAGGAACUUGCCGGCAGCCCCCAGGGCCCUCCCUGGUGUUUCCAGCGAAGCAAGUCCUUGUUCUGUUUGCCCACGGGAGGACCCUCGCCAGCCACCUCCUCCGAACCACAGUGGUUUUCCAGCACAGGUGCCCCAGGGCCCAGGGCGGCCGAGUGGAGGCACAGCCAGCCCCUCUCUGUGGAUGACUUAGAGGGGGCCCAGGAGACGGACGUGGACACAGGCCUGCGGCUGUCCUCCUCAGACCUGUCUGUGGUCUCUGCAUACUCUGCGCCCAGCAGGUUCUGCAACACGGCAGAGGCUCCCCUCCCCUCCGAAAGACGCAGCAGCCAGUGGCCAGGGCACAAGGGGUCCAGAGAAGCACCACUGCCCGCUGUCAGUGAGGCCCACAUGGGGGCCUCCCUCCCUUUCUUCAUCCAAGGGUCCUCCAGCUCCUCAGGGACAGAUGGCACUGCUGCCCCGGCUUCCAGCACCUCCUUGCUCCCUAAGUCACCCCCAGAGCUCCCUUGUGAUGCUCCCCGUAUCACACAGACCGGCAGAGCCGUGCCACCACCCACCGUGUUGCCUGGCCCCGAGGAUGAUGACAUGGAAGAAUUCUACAUCUGACCGCCUCCGCCUGUGUCGUUCAGUCGCACAGACGCAGACGCACAGGCUCAGGUCUCCCUGUCCCUCUGAUCUCGGAACGCACCAGCGUUCUCUGCCCUGCCCCCCAGGUCUGUCUGGGAUCUCAUUAUCUGCUGCCUGGGGACCGUGAGCACAUUUGCCAGUCUCUCCAUUCUUAACUGAGAGAUGGCGUAUUUUAGGGACUCGUCGUAAAAUACUGACAUUGUAUGCAAAUAAAAUAAGCCGUAAAAUAUAUAUUUUUGAAUGCUCAAUUUGAGGCAUGGCUUAGUGCACUUACACCACUUAAAUGUUUCAUUAUCAUUAUUUGAGAUGGAAAGAAAAUCCAGUCAGCCAGAGCUGAUUUAGCACAAUUUCCUGCUGAGAAGGAAAAACAAUUAAAGCCAAAAUGUCGAAUGUGGGAAGGAUACUAAGUGACUUGCACGAGCCAUCCGUGCACAAUAACAGAAUGUGCACCUUCCGGGAUUCUUCGUGUAUAUGUGCAUUAGCAGGGCGCAGUAGCCCGAGGAAUUUUCAAGUCUUGCUUAGAAUGGGAAAAAUCAGCUCAAUAAGACAGCUGUGGACCGAUGCCUCCCUUUGAGGCCAUGCGGCUUCUGAAAAUCCGAAUUUACACUAAGGUGGCUUAGAGAUUUUCUAAGGGUUUGGCACAAAUAAAAGACUCAUCAUGCAUUGAAAAUUUGAUUUGAGUUCCAAAAAUUAGAUUUGCAUCUAUUUUCCAAUAACAUUCACUGUAAUGAAUGAGAGCCCAGACCACCUCUCCACGCUCUUGAGUUUAUUUGGAUCACUGAGUAAGACUCUCCUUGGAGUUAGAGAAUCAUAGAGUAUUAGACAUAAUGGGGAGGUAAUCUCAAGAAUUUUCGGUUUUCAAAAGCACAGUCUAAGGACAAUAGGAGCCACAUUUUCUACUGCUUUUUCCAGUCAGCAUGCCUGGCCACAGGUCCUACGUUUUUUAUUUUUAAGUGACUGGUGACAUUUUAGCUGGCAUUUUGAUUGUACAGAUUAGCAACUGUCCUCUCCCCAAAAUCAGGAACCUACCUACCACGCUGUUCUGACCAAAUACUUCCAAAAAAUGCUGAGGGCCUGGGGACGGCUGCAGCUGGAGCCCAACCUCGGCUUUCCCUGCCUGUGGCUGGUUCUGUCGCAGCAUGAGUGGCAUUUAACUCUCACCCCCGGGAAGGGCAUGUUUACAACUGCAACCUCAGCGAUGCCAAGUGUGACAUCAGGGGCAAUGCCAAGUUGUCUCCCAGAUGCGUAAACAUUUAUCUUUGGGGAAGGAGAACAUGGGUGUGCGUUGUUCAUGUCCCAGUCUGGUGCUCUUUGUCACAAUGACUCAUGGCACAGUGUUCAGCGCUCCCAAAAUGCCACACCAGCCCAGCCGGCCUCCGAGACCUUUCCGACACAGUUAUCCACGCAGCCCUUACUGAUUUCAGACUCCCACUCAGGUCUACACCGUCCUUGCAAUGAGAGCCUUAGAUCCUGCCUCAAACGGCCUGGACAUUGUAGGACUUCGAACUGUAAUAUUCUACUCCAAUGUAAAUAAAUGAAAAUAUGGUCUCUUCUAAUUCUUUUUCUGAAAAGGGCUACGUAAUAAAUAGGGUAGGCUUUCUCAGUCACAUCAUAACUACUGCCGCUGUGGCAGGAAAGCUACUGUGGAUAAAAUGAACAUGAACGUGAGUGGCAGAGUUCCAAUAAGACUUUGGUGGGCCAGACAAGGCCCGAGGGUGAAAGUCAACCAGCCCUUGAACUAGACUGCCUGGGGCUGAUUCGAGACUUAAGAACUGAGACUCUGAAGUGUGCACCUUGUGCUGACUGUGGUGUGUGAUGCCAAGAAAUCAGGCUGCUCCCGUCAAGCCAAUGACUACAGAACUACAGGCCCAGAACACCAAAGGGCUUCUUUCUGCAGAACCAAUUCCUACACCAGCAGUGCCCCCCUGCCUGGAAACGUGACUCAAGGUCAGCCGCUGGCAAGGGAAGGCAGCGGUGACAUCAGGGAGGAGGAAAAAGUCACUCAGGCAAUGGCACAGCCCCCAGGGAACAGGGGCACAAGCUCAAUAGCUACAAAAGCCAACGAGGCAAAACGCAAGUGGCCCAGCUGGCAAGGGAUGGUCCUGUCUUCGUCCUUAACCUGUGCCCUUCUUUUAUUCUUCUCGCAUGUCCCCCAGGAUUGCCUCAGAGCCCAGCCCUUCUCAGCGGCCCACCCUCAUCACUGUCUGGUCUUCCAAACUGAGUGACCCCCAAGGGCCACCUGAAAGGAAAGGCAGAUGCCCCAUAACACAAGGGGGGAGGGGCGGGAAGACCGCAUUUAGGGGCUCCGGUGCCUGUGUUGGGGAAAUGGGAGUCACCCUGUGGAGAAGGAGCCAUAGGGCGGGUUCCAGAGGCCUCGGCUUCCCUCCUGGCUACACCACCAGCAUUUCCUCAUCCUGGAGGGCUCCUGACACCCACUGGUGAA
This is a messenger RNA of Lepus europaeus (European hare), 4078 nucleotides long. It is a transcript of the gene FAM124A, whose product is annotated as family with sequence similarity 124 member A. The transcript has 4 exons. Lineage: Eukaryota; Metazoa; Chordata; Mammalia; Lagomorpha; Leporidae. The record is from RefSeq and is a predicted model, not a curated record. The coding region runs from base 1 to 1614 and encodes 537 amino acids.